UGUUUGGGGAAGAGUUUCACGGAGAUUGGGAAGAACCGCGAAGAGGCAAAAUGUCGGAAAGGAAAGUGUUAAACAAAUACUACCCGCCAGAUUUCGAUCCAUCCAAGAUCCCUAAGCUUAAACUUCCAAAGGACAGGCAAUAUGUGGUCCGGCUGAUGGCUCCCUUUAACAUGCGAUGCAAAACGUGCGGCGAAUACAUUUACAAGGGCAAAAAAUUUAACGCCCGGAAAGAGACGGUCCAGAAUGAAUGUUAUUUGGGACUUCCCAUCUUCCGGUUUUACAUCAAAUGCACCCGCUGCCUGGCAGAAAUCACGUUCAAGGACUCCGAGCCGCAAGCUAAAAAGCUAAAGCUGGAAAGCUGGGAAAGGAGCGUGGGAAAACUCUCGGUGAAGACACAACUCUCGGGCUUGGUGACCGCCAAGAAGAAGCCCCUUUCCGGGGUGGCCAAUGGAUCGGGAAGCCAAGAGGCAGCCUCAGAAGCAG
This is a messenger RNA of Protobothrops mucrosquamatus (brown spotted pit viper), 483 nucleotides long. Its product is annotated as splicing factor YJU2-like. The record is from RefSeq and is a predicted model, not a curated record. The annotation marks the transcript as partial. NCBI's taxonomy places the organism in Eukaryota, Metazoa, Chordata, Lepidosauria, Squamata, Viperidae. The transcript is spliced from 4 exons. Gene Ontology annotation, biological process: mRNA splicing, via spliceosome. Gene Ontology annotation, cellular component: U2-type catalytic step 1 spliceosome.